Trematomus bernacchii (emerald rockcod) is the source of this 1823-nucleotide messenger RNA. Its product is annotated as SH3 and cysteine-rich domain-containing protein-like. The transcript is spliced from 6 exons. Gene Ontology annotation, biological process: skeletal muscle contraction; positive regulation of voltage-gated calcium channel activity; positive regulation of protein localization to plasma membrane. The coding region runs from base 420 to 713 and encodes 97 amino acids. Lineage: Eukaryota; Metazoa; Chordata; Actinopteri; Perciformes; Nototheniidae. The record is from RefSeq and is a predicted model, not a curated record. Gene Ontology annotation, cellular component: extrinsic component of cytoplasmic side of plasma membrane. Gene Ontology annotation, molecular function: transmembrane transporter binding.
UUUCAUUUCAAUUUGAGUAAAACAUUGAAGAUAUAACAUUGUAUUGUUUUCUUUUUACACUGACUCGGAUAUAAUGAAAAUACUACGUCAGUCGAAGCUCAGCGUUGGUAAGGAAGAGACAGGACAGGCAGAGAGAAAGAGAAAGUGAUGGAAGUCAGGGAGGAACUGAUGAAUCAAGAAGACGCCCACCAGGAGCAGUGUUCAUGGAAACGUGAUCCUGCUUCUCCCACUCGUGUUGACGGUGGAUUAAAGGAACAGAUUGCAGAACAACUCAAGCGGCUCCCCAGUCUAUCAGUGUUCAGUAAACAAGGGCUUCUCCUGCCUAUUUGGAGCAGAUCCACCUACAACAAGAUGUCCUUAAGCUCAACACCUAUGUGGCCUUGUUCAGCUUUACUCCCCAAGACAGCCAUGACCUGGAGAUGAGCGCAGGAGACAGAAUCUUAGUGGCUGACGACUCGAAUGAUGACUGGUGGAAGGGGGUUAUUGAGGACAGGAUCGGUUACUUCCCGGCGGCCUAUGUUCAUCAGGCUGGGAUUGAGGACCAAGUGUUCAGGUGUAACAGGACGUUCAUCGGCUGUAAGGAACAAGGACAGAUCACCUUAAAGGAGGGACAGAUCUGUGUGAGCAGUGAGGGCGAACACAGCGGCUUCAUCAGAGUGGCGAGUGGAAAGAAGAGAGGCUUCGUGCCCUACGAUGUUCUGGAAAUCAUAUGAGACAAGCACUCGGAGACAGAAAGAGAGAGACUGAGACAACCAAGAGGAGGAGGAAACUAAAACUGCCAAAUGGCUCAGAGAAACCAGGGAGAGACUUUGCCUCGUCAGACGUUUUGAUGUUAAAGUGAUACUGGUUUUGUGAAUGAAGACUCUGCUUUGUUGUGGGUCAGAGUCUCCGUACCUUCUUCCCUCUAACACAGAGCUAGAUGCUAAAGUAGACAUUAUAGUGUGUUUGCUAAACAGAAGCCCUCUGUUUCACUGGAUUUGAUUUAAUUUAUAAAGCUGAUUGAAGUGUUUCUGUUCCCCUUAGUUUGAUUUUGCCACAAACGGUUUGUCUUUUAAAAAUGGAAACUCCCGUCUGGCUGUUUAAGCCAAAGAAAAGGAAACAAACACAAAGCACAUCCAAUGGCAUUCCUCUUACAAAUAGUUUAGUUUCUCAUGCUUUGACAUCAUGUUGCCGGCAAAAGUUUAGCUUUUAAUCCAAGGAUUUUAAGUUUGUAAUAAAUGGCUGAUUAUUUUGGAUGACAAAAUGCCAGAUGUCAGAAGGCAAUGGAAAAUUGUAUCACAGUAAACCUACUUCGGAAUUUUUUUUUUAACUUGCCAUAUAACUUCCAAACUACAGUGACAGUCCUAAGGUAGAAGGUGAUUCACAACAAAGAGAUUUGAGAGUAUUUUCAGAGGAAUUUGUCACAAUCAAAGACUUCAGAAAUGCUCAGUGGUCUUUUCAAAAUAUCGCCCUCAUAUUCCCCAGAUUUCAAAUGUCUGACUCAUUGCAUUUCCUGAAUUACUCAAUGGUGACGGUUAUAUGCAUUUUUAUUUAUCGUUAAAAUCAGAACCCUUAUUUAAAAUCUGUGUUCCACUAGAAAACAAACUUGUUAUUUACGAAUGUUUACCUUUUAAAUUGUUUCCAUGCUUUGGGAUCCAUUUGACUGAUCUUUUAAGGCUUGUCUUUAAUUAAAUUAUUUCUCUUUUUGGUGAUUCUGAGAGGUGUUACAUCAUAGUAGAUAUAGUAUAUCUCUUAAAGGUUGUUCUGCACUAAAACGUGGCUUUAUUGAAUAUCCUGUAAAUACUGUACAUACAAAAUAAAAAAAUAUUCUUUAUCACAACAAA